AUGCUGGUUUGUGAGGUAGGAAGUGGUAUCACUGCUAGAUUCUGGCAUGAUAACUGGACGUCCUUAGGUCCUUUGAUUGAGCUUACGGGACCGAGGGGGCCAGGUACUACCGGACUUCAUGAGGACGCGGUGGUAGCUGAGGCGUUAAGGGAUGGUGAGUGGUGGUUGAGUCGCAGUAGGAGCAGGAACAGACUGAUAUCUAUGGUUCGUGAGAGCCUCCCGGAUGCAGCAGGAAUCGUUGCAUCAGAGGUGGAUGACAUGUACUUGUGGAAGCCCGGUAAUAGUGUCGCCUCUUCCUCCUUUUCUGCAGCUGAUACUUGGGAGGCUUUGCACCCCGCAGGAGAACCUGUGUUCUGGCAUCGCCAAGUAUGGUUUCAAGGGAGGAUACCUAAGCACGCGUUCAUAACUUGGGUACUUGCUCGGAACCGUCUUGGAACGAGAGACAGGCUGAGAGCCUGGGGACUACAGGUUCCUGCAACUUGCGUUCUGUGCAAUACUACGGACGAGACCAUGCAGCAUCUGUUCUUUGAUUGCACUUACAGCUCGGAGGUGUGGAAUGAGUUUGUGAAGCUGAUUGUCAAGCUGGUGUAUCAAGCAGCAGUCUAUACUAUCUGGAAAGAAAGAAAUGCUCGGAUUCACAAUAACUCGUUUCGUCAAGCGACAGUGGUGAUUAGAGAGAUCAAGCAGGCGGUGCAGGCUAGGCUUGAUCCUCUUUCGAGAGCUCAUAGGUCAAGACGAACAGAUAUAACUUUGUUGGGUACUUGGAUGAGCAGGUUUGGCUAG
Messenger RNA from Raphanus sativus (radish), 783 nucleotides. RefSeq lists its product as uncharacterized. The coding region runs from base 1 to 783 and encodes 260 amino acids. The record is from RefSeq and is a predicted model, not a curated record. Lineage: Eukaryota; Viridiplantae; Streptophyta; Magnoliopsida; Brassicales; Brassicaceae. The transcript is spliced from 2 exons.